Manis pentadactyla (Chinese pangolin) is the source of this 6111-nucleotide messenger RNA. It is a transcript of the gene STARD13, whose product is annotated as StAR related lipid transfer domain containing 13. The transcript has 14 exons. The coding region runs from base 824 to 3808 and encodes 994 amino acids. Gene Ontology annotation, molecular function: protein binding; lipid binding; GTPase activator activity. Gene Ontology annotation, biological process: regulation of Rho protein signal transduction; signal transduction; actin cytoskeleton organization. The record is from RefSeq and is a predicted model, not a curated record. NCBI's taxonomy places the organism in Eukaryota, Metazoa, Chordata, Mammalia, Pholidota, Manidae.
UUUGGCAUUUUCUCCUUAGAACCGUUUGUUGCAAAAUGUAAAAAAGUUUUUCCAUGGAUGUGCAUGUGUGUGAGUGCACACACGUGUGAGUUUCAGUCCUGGGCAUCUUCUUUUGAGUCUCAUUAGGCAUGGAAAAAUGUGAGCCUGGUUUAAAACUCUUUCUCCCAUCCUGUGAAGCUUCCGUCUAACUUAAAAUGGAAUUUGUUCUAUAACAUACAUGCUUGGCGCAGGUGUGGGGGGGCCCUAGGAGAGGAUCGCCCCUCUUGGUUUAUGAAAGACUGGCAGCUUUUUCCUCUACUAUGUGCCGUAACUGCAGAGCCAGAUUUAAAAGAGAGGAUUUGUAGGAAAUCCAGCUGUGAGUUUUCGUUUUUUUCCUCUUAGAGCCGGAGGCGGGGCCACGGCCAACCUCAGAGCAGGCACACCAUUGAUCAGGCUAGAAUGAUGUGGAACAGUCUCACAGACAACAGCUAAGCACAGAGGAAAUAUUAGCUGGCAGAGAUAACGAAGAGGAAACGCUCUGUGACGGAUGCACCAUCUGUCAGUUUCAGCAGAGCAAUUUUCAAGAAAGCAGAAAAUGAAAUGAAGAGCGUGGUUUUGUUUCAAAGGUACAGCCCAGCCUAAGGACAUUUUUAAACACAAAAUUGAGGCGAAGGAAGCAUGCGACUGGCUCCGAGCUGCCGGGUUCCCACAAUACGCUCAGUUAUAUGAGGAUUCACAAUUUCCUAUCAACAUUGUGGCUGUCAAGAGCGAUCAUGAUUUUCUUGAAAAGGACCUUGUAGAACCUCUUUGCAAACGACUAAAUACACUGAACAAGUGUGCCUCAAUGAAACUUGAUGUGAACUUCCAAAGGAAAAAGGGCGACGACUCCGACGAGGAAGAUCUCUGCAUCAGUGACAAAUGGACUUUCCAGAGAACCAGCCGCCGGUGGUCCCGCGUGGACGACCUGCACACGCCGUUCCCCGGAGGAGACAGGAGCGGGUCCUCGGGGGACGUUAGGAUGAGAAGCACGACCAGCACCGAGAGCCUCCUGGCCGACCUCAGCGAGCCCGAAGUCUGCUCCCUGCACAGUGAAGGCAGCGGGGGCAGCGGCGGCCACAGCCAGCCGGGCGCCCCGGGGUUCGGCCAGCCCUGCGGGGACAGCCCGGCCAUGCCGGACGCCGCGGUCGUCGGCAGCAGCCUCCCGCAGGCCCCCAAAGAUGUCCCCGGCUACCCUUUCCUCCCAAAGAGUGAGAAGCCCGCCAGGACCAGAGCCAAGUCAUUUCUGAAACGCAUGGAAACCCUCCGAGCCAAAGGAGCUCCGGGUAGGCACAAGGGGUCGGGCCGGACAGGCGGCUUGGCCAUCAGCGGGCCUGUGCUGCGGCAGGGGCCGGAGGCCCUCACGGCCGUGCAGCGCGGCCAAAUCCCGAACGGAGAUCUGAGCGCGCCCCCGGCCGCCUGCCAGAAAGGGCCCCCGGGCCCCAGCAAAUCGAGCACGGAGAGCACCCGGUCAGAAAACAGCCCUGGUGGCCUGAAGGAACGCAAAUGCCAGGAGGCCAGCAAGCGCGGGGGCAUGUACUUAGAAGACCUGGAUGUGCUGGCUGGCACCGCGCUGCGGGAAGCCGCUGACCAAAACCGCACGCACGAGUUCCGUUCCCAAGAGAACCUGCUAGUGCACAUUCCCAAGGACCACAAACCGGGAACGUUUCCCAAGGCGCUCUCCAUCGAGAGCCUCUCGCCAUCAGACGGCAGCAACGGGGUCAACUGGAGGACCGGUAGCAUCUCCCUGGGCAGGCAGCAGGGCCCUGGGGCCAGGGAGCCCAGGCUCGCGGCACCCUGCCACAGAGCCAGCCGAGUGAGUAUCUAUGACAACGUGCCAGGCUCGCAUUUGUAUGCCAGCACCGGAGAUCUCCUGGACUUGGAGAAAGAUGAUCUCUUCUCUCACCUAGAUGACAUUCUGCACCACGUCAAUGGGCUCCAGGACGUUGUGGAUGACUGGUCCAAAAACAUCUUGCCGGAACUGCAAACACAAGAUGCACUGGUUGAAGAACCUGGCUUAUGCCCCUUCCCAUCUCCCAAUCAGAUCACCUUAGAUUUUGAAGGCAACUCCGUCUCUGAAGGUCGGACGACACCCAGUGAUGUGGAAAGAGAUGGAACGUCUCUUAAUGAAUCGGAGGCCCCUGGGGUCAAAGAGAGGAGGGAUUCUGGUGUGGGUGCCUCUCUGACCAGGCCAAACAGGCGACUCCGAUGGAACAGCUUCCAGCUCUCGCACCAGCCUCAGCCGUCCACGGCGUCGCCCCACAUCAGCAACCAGACAGCCAGCCAGCUGAACCUGCUCCAGCGUUUCUCACUGCUUCGCCUCACGGCCAUCAUGGAGAAACACUCCAUGUCCAACAAACACGGCUGGACGUGGUCAGUUCCAAAGUUCAUGAAGAGGAUGAAAGUUCCCGAUUACAGAGACAAGACCGUCUUUGGCGUUCCUCUCAUCGUUCACGUCCAGAGGACAGGACAGCCGCUGCCGCAGAGUAUUCAGCAAGCACUGAGAUAUCUGCGCAGCAACUGCCUCGAUCAGGUGGGUCUUUUUCGAAAAUCGGGUGUGAAAUCUCGAAUCCACGCCUUACGUCAAAUGAAUGAGAACUUUCCUGAGAAUGUCAGCUACGAGGACCAGUCCGCUUACGAUGUGGCGGAUAUGGUGAAGCAGUUCUUCCGGGACCUUCCAGAGCCACUCUUCACCAACAAGCUCAGCGAGACCUUCCUCCACAUCUACCAGUUUGUCCCCAAGGAGCAGCGACUGCAGGCGGUGCAGGCCGCCGUCCUGCUGCUGGCCGACGAGAGCCGGGAGGUCCUGCAGACGCUGCUGUGCUUCCUGCAGGACGUGGUCGGCCUGGUGGAGGAGAACCAGAUGACGCCCAUGAACCUGGCCGUGUGUCUGGCCCCCUCCCUGUUCCAUCUGAACCUGCCGAAGAAGGAAAGCUCCCCCAGAGUCAUGCAGAAGAAAUACGCCACCGGGAAGCCAGACCAGAAGGACCUCAGCGAGAACCUGGCCGCUGCUCAGGGGCUGGCGCACAUGAUCGUGGACUGUGACAGGCUUUUUGAGGUCCCCCAUGAGCUGGUAGCCCAGUCUCAUAACUCGUACCUGGAGGCCGACAUCCACGCUCCAUCUCUGGAAGACCUGGGGACCCGGCUGGAGGAGGGCGGGGCGACUUUCCACACCUACCUGGAGCACCUCGCCCAGGGCCUCCAGAAGGAAGCCAGGGAGAAGUUCAAAGCAUGGGUCACGUGCUCCAGCACAGACAACACAGAGCUCGCUUUCAAAAAGGUGGGGGACGGGAACCCGCUGAAGAUGUGGAAGGCUUCCGUGGAGGUGGAGGCGCCCCCCUCGGUGGUGCUGAAUCGCGUGCUGAGAGAGCGGCACCUGUGGGAUGAGGACUUCGUGCAGUGGAAGGUCGUGGAAGCUCUGGACAAGCAAACCGAGGUCUAUCAGUACGUGCUGAACAGCAUGGCGCCGCACCCUUCCAGAGACUUCGUGGUUCUCAGAACCUGGAAGACUGAUUUGCCCAAAGGAAUGUGCACUCUAGUGUCCCUGUCUGUGGAGCACGAGGAAGCCCAGCUCAUGGGUGGCGUGCGGGCCCUGGUGAUGGAUUCUCAGUACUUAAUAGAACCCUGUGGCUCCGGCAAGUCGAGACUGACCCACGUCUGCAGGAUAGACCUGAAAGGUCACUCCCCAGAAUGGUACAAUAAAGGCUUUGGACAUCUGUGUGCAGCGGAAGUUGCCAGGAUUAGAAACUCUUUUCAGCCCCUCAUUGCUGAGGGUCCAGAAACUAAAAUCUGAGUUUUCCCCAGUGUGACAUCAAACUCAGGGAAGAGGAAAUGAAAGCAAAUACUUGUGGGAGAGAGUGUGCUUUUGAGAAAGCGAGAGAGAGAGAAAGCAAGAGAGAGAGAGAUGGGCAUGGUUAAUGCCUAAAAAUGGAGACACUGAAACGUCGGAAUGUUGAAGAUAUAAGAAUUUCUGAGAACUUUCCAGCCUUCCUGGAGACGGCUGUGUCCCUACUAAUAUAAUUAUUUCUAAAAAUCAGAACACUUAUCUAUGUUACUUAAAAUUAAAUGGAUUAUUCCUUGUGCAUUGCCUAAUUUGCUAUUUAAAGGCUUCUAAGAAGCGUAUUCUGAACUGUAAAUAAAUGUAUGUAUAGCAUAUGUAUAUAAGUGUGUAUAUCUCUAUCUUUACUGUAUAUAUGUAAAAUACCAAUUUUAUAUACAAUUGCAUAUUUUGAAAAGCAACCCGUCUGACUCAGUGAGUCCCUUCCUCCCGUGGUUCUUUCCAAGUUGCUCUGGGCCAGUCCCCAACUGUCCUGUAAGCUGAGCAGAAUCUGCUGCUAACACCGAGGUGUGAAAAUGUGUUUAACCAAAGAUUAGCUAACCAAAGGAAAACGACACCGAAAGGGUCUGCGGUGAUGUUAGUUUGCUUUAUUUGAAAACUGAGAACGGGGGUCGGAAAAAGCGAGGACAAGAAUAUUUAUUUAUUCUGCUUAAAAGUGAAGUGGAAAAGCGAGACAUCAUUACCAAACUGAAGGCUAGGCUACCAGCUGCCAGUGGCCCGGCCAGAUGCAGCUUCUGUGAAAGGUCAGAUGCCCUGGGGGGGCCGCGGAGUCGGCCCAGGGACUGACACCGACCUGCAGUUUCCCUUCUGACCAAGCUGAGAUGAUAGCCUUCGCAUAUUCACAGCCAAAGGGAACCUCUGUUUCAUCAAGUUUUCAUAGAUACGUUGUAUAAUGUUUUUGAAUGUCAUUCUAUUUGACCAGUGACCUAUUUGGUCACAGUUAAUCGGCAUUUUCUUACCAAAGUAUUGCACUGAAUUUAACUCUGGACACCAGACAAAGGGAGCUGGUCCUUUCAGGUCCUGAACCAUUGCAGGUUCAGGGAGUUCUUAUUUUGCUACAUACGAUGCUGUUAAGAUAUAAUUCAUUAACGUUCUGCAAUCUGAAAGACAGGGUUUUAAACUAACAUAAGACCAAAACUAUGUUCUUCAAUUAGUUUUAGAAAAUAUGAACAGGUUUGUUAAUACCAUGUUUUUUCAUUAGCCGGUCAAGUUACCUUAUGCAUAUGGCCCAACCUUAUUUAUUAUUGUAUAAACUAAGCAAAGUGACUCUCCUUAACCAACUGCUAAUGAAUUUAAGUUGUUGUUUUAUUAUAAUUUAACAACUGUAGAGAGAAAGAUAAUUUAUUGUGUUUGGUUUGAGGGAGAGAGAUUUUCUCUGGUAAUCCAUGAGAGAUUGGUAUUAUAAUUUAGCAACCGGUAUUAGAGGAAAAAAAGAAAAACUUAAAUGAGUGUCUUCCUUUUGUUUUUUGUUUUUGGUCUUGUAUACAUGUGUGUAACAUUUGCUCUUAUCAGCAAUGUGCAAUUCUUUUAUUGAAAGAAAUAAAAUGCUAUAUACGAGUUCUGUAUGGUGCAAGAAAAAUCAUACUGUUUGAAUUAUGACCUAGAAAUAUUUCUGUCUCCUUGCCUACCUAAAAAGUGGCAGCAAACCCAUAAUUUUCCAGUUGGCCAAUGCUCUGUGAGCACACCAAAUUCACUUCCGCCAUAUGUCUUAAGUUUAACCAACUACACUGGAUUAUCUGACUAUGCAGAGACAAGAUCAUUAGUGAAAUUUAAUCUAGCUUAACGCCCGUCCUACAGCCAGAGAUGAGACCCUAUAUUUUUGGAGAAUAUGGUAGGCACCCCAGGAUGAAUGGUAUUGUGUCACCAUCUUUGCUGUGUGCGCUUAUCACCUGGAGACCUAGUUCAAAUGCAGACUGAUUUAGACAGUCUGGGUGGGCUUGAUGGAUCCUGCAUUUCUAACAGGCCUCGGAGAUGCCUAUUCUACUGGCCCAAAGACCACACUCCAAGAAGCAAGGACCAAGAGGACACUUAAAACCGAAUAAACAUAAAUAUGACUGUGUUUCUGGCACCCAUUCUCUUCAAAUUACCUGACGUUUUUAUUUUUAUAUACAUAUUAAUCACAUCACUGCUGCAUAAUAGCACAGUGCAGUGAAAAAGAAAAAAAAAGGAGGGAAAAGACUCAUCAAGCUCGUUUGUCAAAUACCAUAGUGUUCAUUGUUAUCUUGCCAAUGGAAAUAAAAUAUGAUAUUGCAUUUAAA